Messenger RNA from Phaeoacremonium minimum UCRPA7, 1209 nucleotides. Its product is annotated as putative s-adenosylmethionine synthetase protein. Gene Ontology annotation, biological process: S-adenosylmethionine biosynthetic process. Gene Ontology annotation, cellular component: cytosol. Lineage: Eukaryota; Fungi; Ascomycota; Sordariomycetes; Togniniales; Togniniaceae. The record is from RefSeq and is a predicted model, not a curated record. The coding region runs from base 1 to 1209 and encodes 402 amino acids. The transcript is spliced from 3 exons. Gene Ontology annotation, molecular function: ATP binding; methionine adenosyltransferase activity.
AUGGCCGCCAACGGUACCAACGGUGUUCACGCCGACCCCGCCUCAUGGAGACACUACAACGAGGGCACCUUCCUGUUCACCUCCGAGUCCGUCGGUGAGGGCCACCCCGACAAGAUCGCCGAUCAGGUCUCCGAUGCCAUCCUCGACGCCUGCUUGGCCGAGGACCCCCUGUCCAAGGUCGCUUGCGAGACCGCCACCAAGACCGGUAUGAUCAUGGUCUUUGGUGAGAUCACCACCAAGGCCAAGAUCGACUACCAGAAGACCGUCCGUAACGCCAUCAAGGACAUUGGCUACGAUGACUCCUCCAAGGGCUUCGACUACAAGACCUGCAACCUGCUGGUCGCCAUUGAGGAGCAGUCUCCCGAUAUCGCCCAGGGUCUGCACUACGAGAAGGCUCUCGAGGAGCUCGGUGCCGGUGACCAGGGUAUCAUGUUCGGCUAUGCCACCGACGAGACCCCUGAGCUCUUCCCCCUGACCCUCCUCCUCGCCCACAAGCUGAACGCUGUCAUGUCUGCUGCCCGCCGCGACGGCACUCUCCCCUGGCUCCGACCCGACACUAAGACUCAGGUCACCAUUGAGUACAAGCACGACAACGGCGCCGUCGUUCCCCAGCGCGUGGACACCAUCGUCGUCUCUGCCCAGCACAGCGCCGACAUCACCACCGAGCAGGUCCGCAAGGAGAUCAAGGAGAAGGUCAUCAAGAAGGCCAUCCCCGAGAAGUACCUCGACGACAAGACCAUCUACCACAUCCAACCCUCUGGCCUCUUCAUCAUUGGUGGUCCCCAGGGUGAUGCCGGUCUGACCGGCCGUAAGAUCAUCGUCGACACCUACGGUGGCUGGGGUGCUCACGGUGGUGGUGCCUUCUCCGGCAAGGACUUCUCCAAGGUCGACCGUUCCGCUGCGUACGUCGGCCGCUGGAUCGCCAAGUCUCUCGUCGCCGCCGGCCUGGCCCGUCGUGCUCUUGUCCAGCUCUCCUACGCCAUUGGUGUCGCCGAGCCCCUGUCCAUCUACGUUGACACCUACGGCACCUCCGACAAGACCUCUGAGGAGCUCGUCCAGAUCAUCCGCAACAACUUUGACCUGCGUCCUGGUGUCAUCGUCAAGGAGCUGGAUCUGGCCAAGCCCAUCUACCUCCAGACGGCCAAGAAUGGCCACUUCGGCACCAACCAGAACUUCAGCUGGGAGAAGCCCAAGGCUCUGAAGUUCUAA